This is a messenger RNA of Manihot esculenta (cassava), 1522 nucleotides long. RefSeq names its product geranylgeranyl pyrophosphate synthase 7, chloroplastic. The record is from RefSeq and is a predicted model, not a curated record. Gene Ontology annotation, molecular function: prenyltransferase activity. The coding region runs from base 198 to 1319 and encodes 373 amino acids. Lineage: Eukaryota; Viridiplantae; Streptophyta; Magnoliopsida; Malpighiales; Euphorbiaceae. Gene Ontology annotation, biological process: isoprenoid biosynthetic process. The transcript has a single exon.
GUCCAAGACCAGAAAAAACGAAUAAUCAAAGGCAUAAGUCUCAGCACCCUAACUUUGAAUUCCUUCCUAUCACUCUCUGCCUCUAAUAUAAAUACAACCAAUUUAUUCCUCAAACCCUCAUCAAUCUUCAUCACCAACAAGAAAAUAAAAGGAGGAGGAUCAAUUUCUAGCCCAGAAAUUGCAUUUCAAUUCUCACCAUGGCCUUCUCUGCCACCAUUCCCACAUAUGAGAAUUCACUUCUUCUCAAGAAAUCCUCCUUCAGUGGCCUCAAGAACCUCCCUAAAGCAAUCCCUUGCAGCCACUUCAAGUUUCUUGUGCCGGUGAAGGCGAAAGCCGCCAACUGGGUGGUUUCAGUUUCUUGCUCCUCCGUGGCUCAACCACUUGAGGCGGCUGAACAAUCUAUCAAUGGUAUCUCGCCAAAGAUUCCUCUUCCUGCAUUCCCAUUUCAAGAAUAUAUGGCCACUAAGGCCAAGCAUGUCAACAAGGCACUAGACGAGUCUAUUCCUAUGCAACAUCCUUUGAAAAUUCAUGACGCUAUGAGAUAUUCUCUUCUCGCCGGCGGCAAGCGUGUCCGUCCAGUCUUAUGUAUUGCUGCUUGUGAAUUGGUGGGAGGAGAUGAAGCAACAGCUAUGCCAGCGGCUUGUGCAAUGGAGAUGAUUCACACCAUGUCCUUAAUCCAUGAUGAUCUUCCUUGUAUGGACAACGAUGAUCUUCGACGAGGCAAACCCACAAACCAUAAGCAGUUCGGCGAAGAAACUGCCAUUCUGGCCGGCGAUGCUCUGCUUUCAUUCUCCUUUGAGCACGUAGCUAGAGCCACAAAGAACGUUUCACCUGACAGAGUGGUUAGAGCCAUCGCCGAGCUUGGUUCAGCAGUUGGAGCAGCAGGGCUAGUGGCAGGCCAAAUCGUAGACAUUGAGAGCGAGGGGAAACAAGUAACUUUAGACGACUUGGAGUACAUUCACAUCAACAAGACGUCGAAGCUUUUAGAAGCAGCAGUUGUCUGCGGGGCGAUACUUGGAGGAGCAGAUGAUGAAAGCGUAGAAAGAGUUAGAAAAUAUGCGAGGUACAUAGGUUUGUUAUUCCAAGUUGUGGACGAUAUAUUGGACGUGACAAAGUCAUCGGAGGAGCUCGGAAAGACGGCCGGCAAGGAUCUGUUAAGCGAUAAAGCAACAUAUCCAAAGUUGAUGGGAAUUGAUGAGGCAAAGAAAUUUGCUGCUAAGUUGGUGGAUCAAGCCAAUCAAGAACUUGCUUAUUUUGAUACCACCAAGGCUGCUCCAUUAUACCAUUUCGCAAACUACAUAGCUAGUCGACAAAAUUAAUUUUGUGGGUUUAAUUUUAUAUAAAAAUUACAUGUAUCCAUCAAUGUCUUCAUCUGUUUGUUAAGAUUAUAUAUGUAGACAUAGUUGCUGUAAUAAAGGGAAGUUGUAACUAUGGAGGAGAGUGGUUGAGGAGAGGAUCCAUCUUCUUCUUCAUCAUCAUAAUCAACGAUUUCAAUGGAAAAUCCAAUGUUUUCAUUCCUUCA